This is a messenger RNA of Eruca vesicaria subsp. sativa (arugula), 796 nucleotides long. The record is from the annotation of a GenBank genome assembly. NCBI's taxonomy places the organism in Eukaryota, Viridiplantae, Streptophyta, Magnoliopsida, Brassicales, Brassicaceae.
UCAUCAAACCAUAUCAGUUCAUUUCUAUCCCACAGGAAAGAGCUGAGAAAGAGUUUGAUCAAUCUCUUAUUUUCAAAAACAAAAAAGCAUAAUAAUGGGUCUAAUGAAUGGUGUGAACAAUGAUGAGUACGUAAGGCUAUUAGGAGCAUGGCCAAGCCCUUUCGUGCUGAGGACUCGGAUCGCACUAAACUUAAAGCGUGUACCGUACGAGUAUCUCGAAGAAGAAGAUACGUUGAAUUCCGAGAGCGUGUUAAACUACAACCCCGUCUAUAAGCAAAUCCCCAUCCUCAUCCAUGGAAACAAACCAAUACGUGAAUCACUCAACAUCCUCAUGUACGUCGAUGAAACUUGGCUCUCCGGCCCUCCGAUACUUCCUUCUGAUCCCUUUGACCGUGCCGUUGCUCGUUUUUGGGACGUCUACAUCGAUGAACACUGUUUCACAUCGAUCAAUGGAGUGGCAGUAGCAAAAGACGAGGAGGAAAGGAAGACGGCAAUAGCGAAGCUAGAGCAGUGUAUGGGUCUUUUGGAAGAAACGUUUCAAGAAUGCAGCAAAGGAAGAGGCUUCUUUGGAGGAGACAACAUCGGGUUCAUCGAUAUCGGAUUCGGGUCGAUGUUGGGUCCUCUUAAGGUUCUAGAGAAAUUUACAGGCGUCAAGUUCAUACAUCCAGAGAACACGCCAGGUCUUUUCCAUUGGACAGACAGAUUCUACGCACAUGAAGCAGUCAAGCCUGUCAUGCCUGAUAUUGAAAAGCUUGUCGAGUUCGCUAGGCUUAAGUUCAAUACUUCAAUCUUUUAA